AUGAGCAAGGCCAUUAAGAUCUUCGUUCUCAUUGUCGCCGCCCUCAUCGUCAUGACCAAUGCGGAAGAAGAAUUCUCUGUGAGUUAAUCAAUGAUCUCAUUCGAACUAUGCGAACAAUUUUCAGUGCAUACAGAAACUGACCGAGUUGAUCAACGUACUUUGCAAGGGGCAUUUUAAUAAAGACAGGGUCCCGAGCUUGCAGGAUAUUUGUUGCAGAGAUAUGUGUGCAUAUACAAGAUUAAAGAGAAUAUUUUGCCCACAAAAGGUUUAGUUAUUACGUAUUCUUAAUGUUUUUGGGAGCCAGUUUAGAAGUUGUGUGUUCUACUUCCAUUACGUAUGUCUGUUUCUAGUCGAAUAAAUUAGUUACAAGUUAUUUUGAUGCAUGUCCUACAUACUCAAUGCACACCUUCUGUUUUUAAAACUCUCACUCCGGAAAUCAAGAAACAGAUGCGUUUCUCAGUGUUCUUGUAACCGAUAAGAAAAGAAGAUAGAAAAGAGAGGAAAUUGUUUGUCGAAAAGUGGCGACAAACGUUGAACACGGAGAUCAUGGACACAACUUCUUUACACACUUUUGGGGCGUCACUGAAAGAGUUUAGGUAUGCACAAAACCUGUCUAACGUGGAUCAGACAGAUUUGGACCUUUGGCAGAACUUUGCAGAGAUGUUGAAAGAAAAUCGAAUUAUUUUCAUGGUUCGAAAGUAUUUACUCGUCUUUUGAACCUCCACUCGUGUUAACUAGUCGCCUUGUCAAGAGAAACACUACAGAAAGGAAGUCUAAACUCUCACUCGAUUACGGUGGUUCUCUUCUUUUCUUGUUCCUAAAAUCCCGGAGACAUGUUCUCGUUUUCUUAACUCCCACAUCGUCAGUUGCCAAAAAGUUGCUCCACUCGGUGGCAUCUUGACCGAUGGAAAAAGGGGGGGGCAAAUGAAGAAAAUGUUUGUCGGCACGCACCGAGAACUCCGUGAGCAGUAAACAAGAAAUGGGUUCAAUUGUUGACUUCGAAUGUUGCACAACGCAACAACAAACGCAUUUUUGACAAAUCUUUUUACUCUUUUAUAUUUUCCGUUUGUUUUUAACGUUUUUUCCUACAGUUUCUCACACCACGCCUUCAGAAGUUCACCAGUGUCGCUGCGGUAAGUUUUGUGCGAAGUAUACCUAAAUUUUGAUAACAACCAAGUCAGUUCAAUGGUUAGCAUCUGAAUUUCUUCAAAACUUCUAAAUACUGAUGCACAUUGACGAAUUGCAGAAUAUGUGCGCCCUCAAAUUGUUCGUUCUGCUCAUCGCCGCCCUCUUCGUCAGCAACAACGCACAAAUGACUUUUUCUGUGAGUUAUUCAAUGAUCUCUUUCAAAAAAUGCGAACAAUUUUCAGUGUGUGAGAGAAGUGGCCGUGUUGAUCAGCCACCUCUGUAAAGGCCAGUUCAAGCACUACACGGGUGUUGAGCACAUGUGGGCUUGCUGUUACAAACCUUGCAAAUAUUCUCAUUUAAUGAACAAAUUUUGCCCAGAUCAGAUGAAUGCCUAA
Messenger RNA from Caenorhabditis sp. 36 PRJEB53466, 1523 nucleotides. NCBI's taxonomy places the organism in Eukaryota, Metazoa, Nematoda, Chromadorea, Rhabditida, Rhabditidae. The record is from the annotation of a GenBank genome assembly.